GCUCCAGGUUUGCUCUUAGCGUGUCGCUCCUUCGCUUUCCCUAUCGUAUCUUGUUUAUCCGAAUACACAGUACAUAAGGUAGUCUUGCGGUCCAGGGCCAUCUGCGGCUUCUGCGCCGGCUGCCACUUCCCUGCGUCGGCGCUGAUAACAAGCUGGGAUCCCGGAAUCGUCAUUUAUAGAUCGAUCAUCAUCGCCGAACCGUACAUUUAUCUUGAGAUAAGCGGGUCUCCAGACGUGCAGAGUGCAGACCGACAACUGCACCCUAAUCAACUACCUACGUAUCGACCAGACGCGAUCGACGGUCUAGCAAAGAGUGGGCUCGGGCAAGAAGCAAGAGCAAGAAGAAGCAAUCUUUCCAUGCCGCGGCCACAAAGUUGCCAACACUGAUUUCUUAUCGCGCUCCUCGUCCGUCCGCCAUGCCGGUGAGCUUGAAGAUCGAUGGCCAGCCUGAUGACGACACGCGCAACCAAGAACCACCGCGAUCGCUCCAAGACCCCGUAUUUCGGCCACCUCAGACAUUUCGAUCCACAUCUGCAUUGGCGACCAUGGCUUCAUCCGAGCAGUCGCCGUCGCAGCAGAGCCACUACUUAGAGCUGGCCGAGUCGACUUUUACGCCUUUGUCCAUGGACAGCAGCGAAGUUUACCUAUCAGACAGCACCCAAAGCCGCGAAGGAGGUCGAAUUGCACAGAAGCUGAGUGCUGAAGCAGAGACGGACUGGCUGCUGCGCCGAGCCAGAAGUGCUGAACAUUUGAGAAGCAGCGCGUCGGCCAGCGUCAGCCCGGCCCCAGCUGGCAGCACGAUUCUUCGCGGCCCAGCGUCAACCGUCAGCGCCAUGGUCCAAUCGUUCGAGGCGCUCCACGCAGCGAAUGCUGCAAGGAAAUACGAGCUUCUCUCGGCAAAAAGUCAUGGCCAUCCCCCUGGAGGAGUGGUCUCACCUCCGUCGACCAUUUCGCCGUCUCCAUCAACAACUCCCAGCGGCGAGCACCACGUUGUUGCCGGCGCUCCUGGCGCUACUGCGGGUCCCGAUGCAGCAUCCCAGAUAAAGUUGACCGCAGCCCCUGUCACGGCGGAUACUGAUCCAUCAGUGCCUGACUUGAGUCCGUCCCGGGCACAUGACGAUUCCUCGGGUUUGUCACUUUCUGCUACAUCCGAACCCGCUCCUUUUUCGUCCGUCGCUGCAACCGACUCUACCCUAAUUCGACUUACACCCACAACAGCGAGUCCGCAAACCCCGAACCCAGCCAUUCCCAGCCCGACCCAGUCGCCCAUUGUUCGUACCUCGUCGGCCGCAAGUCUGACCCUCAGCCACCCCGCUCCGGAUGUGAACAAACGUUCCCAAGCAGGCGGAUUCCUCGGGAACAUUGCAGCUCUCGAGGCCUCUGCCGAGCGGCUGUCCAUGACUGAUUCCAUCGAACGCGCUAUCCGUGAAGAAAACGACGAACUGAAGCGAAGCGAGAGCCGGCGAUCGUCGGUACUUCAAGCGACUCGCGCGAGGGCAACCUCAGCGUCAGACAGCGCGUCGGCAUUCGGACAGUCGCAACUUAGCAGGCACAAUUCGAUACUGGAGAUUAACAGUGCAGCACGGAUCGGAGGAUACUCGCCUGGGGGUUACAUAAUGAGCCCGAACAAUUCCAUGUCGGCCGCCUCUACUCGUCUUCGCUCGGGGAGCAAAGCGAGCUCGGUUGGCAUGCCGCCGUCCAUACCAGGGCAUCCAGAUCCAAUCGAUAGUGACUCUGCCCAGGAAGUUCGCUUUCUCCCCCGGCAUGGCCCUGGAAAGGCAUCGACUAGAAGCGUCGCGAGCAAGCUGUCUCUCGUGCAGAUUGCUGAGCUUGAUCUCCCGACCGGCUUGACGAAGGAGGCAUUCGAGGAGGCCGAUCGUGCGGCUGCCGCGGGAGCAGACCCGGUAGAUGAGGAUGCUAUCCGGGCGAGCGCACAUCAGUUCAUCGAGGCAGAGUUUGCAGACGAAGUCGAUGUCUUGCAACCCAUGUUGGCACAGCCGGCUGCAGAUGAGCAAGCUGGGCGACUGCACCUUCACCAGCCGGAUCAGUACCCUCAUUAUAUGCCACAGGGGAGCAAUGAUGAGAGGCCGACGUCUUCGGGUUCCGGGGCAACGUAUGAUCAGGCACAGGCGGCGUUUGGUGACUUUGAUGGGGUUCACUGUGACCCUGAGGCUAGCGAUUUGCCGACUCCGGAGACGCAAGCAUUGCCCGAAUCGCAACCUCAGCCGCAAACUACCCUUCCCCCACGGCCCACGUCCUAUUUUGACCCAACAACAAGGCAGCAGAUGCUCUACUAUCCGGCGCCGGUCCCUGCUAUGCUGAAUCUUCCGCCCAAGUUGUCCAAGAAACCUAAGAAGGCGGCAGCGGCCAAGGACACACGCCGGUCUCAGAUCCUGAGUGCUAUGCCGCCCGCAGCUCGGGAAUCUCGGGUCUGGUUGCCCGACCCGCUCGAGGGCUUACGCGAUGGUCCAGACGAGGAUCACUUCUUGGGCGGAACUAGCAGCGAGGAGCAACCGCCAUCACAUGCCAAGCAGGCUUCGGAGGCGAGCACCAUCCAGCCUCCGUCUCCAGCCCCACAACCGCCAGAAAUCCGCAAACCUCCGCGGUUGACAGUUGGAGACAACCGCAAAUCGCGCUUGGGUCCCAUCGAUGGUGCGCCGCCACAACUGCGGGCAAGUGCCUUUUUUGAGCUGCCUUCAGCCCCUGUCAAGAUUGAGUUGAAGGGCGGUUCCGCUAUGGACACUUUGGAUAGUAUCCUCGAUGCUUCGGCAGCGGCUCCCGUCAAUGCCUUUACCGACCACUCUUUUGCCGGUAAGCUCGGUGCAGAGGUGUACGGACCGGAGAAGAAGAAAAAGGUGAAGAAAACAGCACCUGCAUCUGCACCUGCACCGACGGUUGAACCAAAGAGCCCUAGCGGGCCUAAGAAGCUUGUCAAGAGGAACUCCAGCGCCAACCUGCUUGAGCCGCCGACACCAGGGCACAAGAAACGAGCUAGCCACUUUUCCCUAUUCGGCGGGAAACGUGAUGCUGCAGAGGCAUCCGAUAGCGAUGUGGACGAAACCAGAAGCGGGCUGGCAGGCAUGCAGGACGACUCUCGUUCUCAUGACGGGCAAGCUUCCCCGAAUCAACUGGCCCCUGGCUCGGAUGAAGGAUCAGAGGAGGAGGAGGCGGAAGAAGAGGGAGAAGAGCUUUAUCAGGGCCCUCCCACAACGCUCCUUGCCGAACUGCAGCUGCGGAAACAACAAAACAAAAUGCGGACCCGUCCGCUCACGCAUGUCUAUCCUAAUGGUAUGCAUAGCACUCUCUUGGAACUGGAUGCCGUUGCGGAAGUGGAGCGCAAAGUCAGGAAGACAAAACGUGUCAAUCUCGCCUGGGAGGACCCUAACAGCAUCCCCGUCCGUCCGGAAGAUGAGGAUGAUGACGAUGUCCCGCUCGGCAUGCUCUACGUACAGAAGGCUACCGGCAACCGCUCGACCAUGGAUAUCAGCGCCCUGAUGAGUGAGGUUAACCGCCCACUCGGUUUGCUGGAGCGCCGCGAGCUGGAGGAUAACGAACCUCUGAGCCGCCGCCGCGACCGGCUGCAGGGCAAGGAGAGCACUCAAUUGCCCCUCUCCCUCGAGGUAAUGCAGAAACGCCUGAGCCACAUGCCGCUUACAAGCCCCGGCACCGGCCCUGCUGCUUCUGGUCUACGGUCUCAGUCCAGGCUUACCUUGCCCUUGCACUCCGGGGGCCGAUCCGUCGGGGGCUCCGUACCAGGCUCGGUCUCCGGCCAGGACCAGCCCGAAGCCGAGGAUAGCGAGCCCGAAAUCGAGGGCGAGACGCUGGCAGCCCGCAAGGCGCGCCUGGCUGCCGAGAAUCCGCUCCCUCGCGCUCGCCCGGUCAGUGGCGUCUUCUCAGCUGAAUUGCUCAGCCAGUUUGGCGGCGCCGACGACGAACCGUCUCAGUCUGACGGCAAGGCCAAGUCCACAGCCGGCGGGGCGCACAGCCGAAGCACCUCGGCGGAUUGGGGCAAACAGGACAAACCCCCAACCCUUGACGUCCCAGUUGCGGAGGAAGAAGAGACGCUUGGCCAGCGCCGGCGUAGACUGCAGCUUGAGCGUGAGGCCCGCGAGAGGGAAAUGGCUGCCGGCGCCCGCACCGCCACUCCUCUUGAUCCACUUAACGCCGCAAGCCGCCCACCACUUUCCCGACCGCUGUCAAUGGCUGACGUGCUCACUGUGCACCCCGUUGACCAGAACGCCGUGAGCCUGCACCUGCACCCGGCCGAACAGGAGCGCUUGAGGAGGGAAGCCGAGGCCGCCCGCGCCCAGAAGGAGAAGGAGGUCAAAAUGGCGAUGUUAAGGGCCCAGAUGCCGACCUCGUUGCCUGUCACGGCCGUCGGGGCCCGCACGGGGGGUUAUAUGGGCGGGAGGUUCAAUAAUGGACUUGGUGGGGCUGGGCCGAUGGCGGCGGGGAGUAGUUUGAGUUUGGGGUAUGGUGGUGGUAUGGCUCAGAUGGGGGUUGGGGUUCAGCAGCAAAGGACUAGUACCCUGCUUGGGACUGGGCAUCUGGCUGGGGGGCCGUAUGGAGCUGGGCCUGGGUAUGCGUCGUCGUCGCCGAAUGUGAAUAUGCUGCCGGUGGGCAUGCCGGCGGGUGCGGCAUAUGAUGGGAGGGGAAUGCCCAUGAACAUGAAUGGAGGGGGGAAUGAUAUGGUUGAGCGGUGGAGGCAGGGGGUGCUGCCUUGACCUUCUGUCUCGGGCUGAUCGAGUUGUGUUGUGUUCAUACAUAACAGGUUGAACACGGCACAGCACUGCAUUGGGUGAGCUUGAUACUUCAUGUUGGGUUUGCUGCAUUGCAUUCCAUAGCAUAGCAUAGCGUGUGAGGGUUACUUGUGGGUAGAAGUAGAAGUAAUAUAAAGAUG
This is a messenger RNA of Canariomyces notabilis, 4900 nucleotides long. RefSeq lists its product as uncharacterized. Bases 417 to 4724 code for a protein of 1435 amino acids. NCBI's taxonomy places the organism in Eukaryota, Fungi, Ascomycota, Sordariomycetes, Sordariales, Chaetomiaceae. The record is from RefSeq and is a predicted model, not a curated record. The transcript has a single exon.